UUAGCCUCAAAUGAACAUUUCAGAUCCUAAUUUCUCUUUCUAUCGCUCAUGCUCUUCUCCCGUUUCUUCACCGACUCCAUUGACCUCUUCCCAGAUUCCAACGAGCACCUCCCUCCGCCCUCCGCCUCCGACGCCCACCUUUACCUUCGUCAACGACCGCCACAGUCUAGGAUUCAUUGUUGUUGACAAUCAAAGAUCCACGAUCAUCUCGACUCCAUUGAAGAUGCGAUCUCUUCUUCCUCAUCCAUACAUCUGUAGAAGACCACUAACCUACCGAUUCAGAAAAUAAAUCAAAGUCCACAUCACCGCUGUCUGUUCUCUCGUCUCCGGUCGAUUUGGAAUCAACAUCUCCUACGCCUCGACGAUUCAUAUAGGGAUCGCAGAUGCAUAAAAAUCGAUUCAUCCGUGGAUCGCCUCCUCGCUCACGACAAAUCCAUGAACCAAUAAUCGACUCCAUUCCACAGAUCAACAAAUCUAAUCGAUGUCUGAAGAAUCAUUCGGAUCCAUGUACAAGGCCCCCACUACGAGAGAUGCGUAAACAUGCUGUCGAAAGAAGCCAAUGCCAAUUGGUUGAUCUUACCCUUGUGGAUUUUGCUAAUCAUGAGCUUCUUUUGUAUAUUGCUGAUAGGGAAAAUUGGAGGAUGCAGAGAGGUUGUUUGUGGGUGCAUUGCAAGAAGCUAAAGAAGGUUUUGGGGAAAGGGAUCCUCAUGUUGCUUCUGCAUGUAACAACCUGGUUUAUAUACUGCUGUUAUGGGUAAAGAAAUGUAAAAAACAUUGAUAUUAUGGACAAAAGAUAAAGUACAUAGCCUAUAUGAUUGCAGGCUGAGUUGUAUAGAGUUAAAAAGGCAUUUGAUAAAGCUGAACCAUUGUACUUGAAUGCCAUUAGUAUUCUUGAGGUUGCUACUUUAAACAAUUAGCGACAUGGCAUGCAAGUGAAUCUACUUCUCAAACGCAAGGGACAUAUAAAAGCCUUUCCAAUCCAAAAUUCUACCACUUUUAUCCUUGUGUUCAACCAGUAAAUAAUAAUUCACAAUCUACAUAUACAUUUUCUUAACAACAACCUGAACAUGACUAUUUGGAAGAAUUUGUAGAAAAUAUUGAAGAUGUGAAAAAAUAGAAAAUAUUCACAUAUUUUGAAGAAUUUAUGGAAAAUAUUGAAGAAGUGAAAAGUGAUAAAUUGAAGAAAAUAUGGAAAUUUUGACACGAAGAAGUUAAAACUCUUUGAAAUUUUGUAGCAUUUUUUGUUUUUUAUAUUUUAUUUUGUAGCAAACAAAAUACUUGUACUAUUGUGUUUAUAGAUUUGUAAAUAAAAAUGAGUUUUUUUUAUGAUUUACUUA
Lactuca virosa is the source of this 1337-nucleotide messenger RNA. The record is from the annotation of a GenBank genome assembly. NCBI's taxonomy places the organism in Eukaryota, Viridiplantae, Streptophyta, Magnoliopsida, Asterales, Asteraceae.